Molecule: messenger RNA, 714 nt
Organism: Ilex paraguariensis (yerba mate)
Lineage: Eukaryota; Viridiplantae; Streptophyta; Magnoliopsida; Aquifoliales; Aquifoliaceae
Source: the annotation of a GenBank genome assembly
AUGUUGGGAAUGAAGCCUAAGACCACCGGAAUGCCGUCACCGGCAAAACGAAGCACCGCCGGCAGAAGAGGCGGCGGCGGCUCAGAGGCUGCGGGCUGGGAACUCAGGCCAGGAGGAAUGUUGGUACAAAGGCGGAAUUCAGAUUCAAAUCAAAGUUCAAUCCCAGUUCCCACAAUUAAAAUCAGAGUGAAAUAUGGUUCAUUCUAUCAGGAAAUCCAUAUUAGUUCUCAAGCAUCCUUUGGGGAGUUGAAGAAAAUGCUGGCAGGGACAACAGGGUUGCACCCUCAGGAUCAAAAAUUGAUAUACAAAGACAAGGAGAGAGAUUCAAAGGCCUUUCUUGAUGUUGCUGGGGUGAAGGAUGGAUCAAAAAUGGAGUUGGUUGAGGAUGUAAUGAGCAGAGAUAGGCGGUGUCUUGAAUCGCGCAAAAAUGCAAAGAUGGAUCAGGCAUCAAAAGAGAUCAAAGAAAUUGGCUUGGAAGUUGACAAACUUGCUAAGCAGGUGAAGAUAGUGCAGAAGAACAUCGAAAUUCUUGAUAUGCUGAAGAUUAGAAAUUCGAUUCUUGGCAGCAAUGGGUCUAAAACCCCAUUGCAACAGCACCAAAAGAUCUCAACUGGGCAAGUGCCAAUACUAGUGCAAAAUCAGAAGGAGAAGAGGAAUUUGACAGGCCAUAUGCCAGGGCCAGUCGUGGUAACGACAAAAUGGGAAACAUUUUGA